Musa acuminata subsp. malaccensis (wild Malaysian banana) is the source of this 902-nucleotide messenger RNA. RefSeq names its product dehydration-responsive element-binding protein 1F-like. Gene Ontology annotation, biological process: regulation of DNA-templated transcription. NCBI's taxonomy places the organism in Eukaryota, Viridiplantae, Streptophyta, Magnoliopsida, Zingiberales, Musaceae. The record is from RefSeq and is a predicted model, not a curated record. Gene Ontology annotation, molecular function: DNA-binding transcription factor activity; DNA binding.
CCCCUGUGUCGCCGCCCUCUGUUCCUCAUUACUGACUCCCAUGGAUUUUGAGGAUUCCUCCUCCACCUCCUCUGCGUCCUCCUCCUCGUGCUCGUCGUCCUCCUCCUUGACCUCCUCUUCCAAUCAGCGCUUCCCCUCGGGCCUCUCGACCGCGUGCUCUGCGCCGGCCUCACGCGCCACGGCCCCUUCACCCAAGCGGAAGGCUGGGCGGAAGAAGUUUCGGGAGACGCGCCACCCGGUGUACCACGGCGUGCGGGAGCGCAACGGCGGCAGGUGGGUAUGCGAGGUGCGGGAGCCCCGCAAGAAAAGCCGCAUCUGGCUGGGAACGUUCCGGACGCCGGAGGUGGCUGCCAGAGCGCACGACGUGGCCGCCAUCGCGCUCCGGGGCGAAUCGGCCCACCUCAACUUCCCAGACUCGGCCUGGGUUCUGCCGCGAGCGACGUCCUCCGCCGCGGAGGACGUCCGCCGCGCCGCUGCAGAGGCUGCCGAGAUGUUUGGCGCUUCGGAAACGAGAUCGCAGCAGUUUUCAUCGUCGUCGACAAUGCCGCCUGCCGCGCCAGGAGAAGCUGGAAGAACACCGGCAACGGAUGGGAGGGAGGCGGUUGCAGCUCCGGAGGCCGCAGCUUGGAUGCCAUCCGCUUUGUUUGUGGAUGAGGAGGCGCUGUUCAACAUGCCAGGGUUGCUGGAUGACAUGGCGAGAGGAAUGCUGCUGACGCCACUGGCCAUGCAAACAGGGUUCGAUUGGGAUCGGGUUGACGAACACCACAUGGACCUGUCGUUAUGGGCGGACUAACUACCCAUAACGAAGCGUUUUUGUUCCUCGUCAUUUAGAUUCACUGUCCACGAUCCAUUCGUGACGCAAUAACUCUUUAUAUAUAUAUAUAUAUAUAUAUAUAUAUAUA